This is a messenger RNA of Sinocyclocheilus anshuiensis, 2123 nucleotides long. Its product is annotated as solute carrier family 35 member F2-like. Lineage: Eukaryota; Metazoa; Chordata; Actinopteri; Cypriniformes; Cyprinidae. The record is from RefSeq and is a predicted model, not a curated record. Gene Ontology annotation, molecular function: transmembrane transporter activity. Bases 169 to 1362 code for a protein of 397 amino acids. Gene Ontology annotation, biological process: transmembrane transport. Gene Ontology annotation, cellular component: membrane. The transcript is spliced from 10 exons.
GGGCGGGGCUUUAAAUUGACCAAGUGCCUUUCCUCGCUUUCGUUGAAAAGAUGAUACUGUGGUUGGAUUUUAACUGAUAAUCCGUAAACUACAGACAUGACGGAUCAAUUAUAUUCAGCCUUAGCUAACAGCAUGGCUAACUCUUAAAAAGGUAUCAAUGUGUAAAAUAUGGAUCGUGAAGUGGGAGAGAACUCCUUUGAACAUGGAAGAUUGGGAACUCUCAGACGAUGGGGAAGAUUUCUUUGUGGUCCACGGAAUCUCACGUUUAAAGAUGUGCUUACAUGGCAGCUCUGCAAAACUAUUGCAAUGGGUCAAGCCCUGUCUAUGCUGAUAUGUGGGACGGCAGUUACAUGUCAGUAUUUGGCAAAUGCUGGGGUAGAGACGCCAAUGCUGCAAAGCUUCCUCAAUUACACCUUGCUGCUGCUCACCUACACUUUAGCCUUAGCCUUCAGGAGAGGUGAAAAUAACAUUGUUCGAAUUCUAAAAACAAAGUGGUGGAAGUAUUUUCUGAUGGCUCUUACGGAUGUGGAAGCCAACUACACAGUCGUGAAGGCAUACCAGUUCACUACCCUUACAAGUAUACAGCUGCUGGACUGCUUUGUGAUCCCGGUUCUGAUGGUGCUCUCAUGGAUCUUUUUGAAAACUCGCUAUAGACCGUUGCAUGUUAUAGCUGUGGCUGUGUGUUUGCUUGGAGUCGGUGCAAUGGUGGGAGCAGAUCUGCUGGCAGGGAGAGAACAAGGCUCAAGUAGUCAUGUGUUGUUGGGGGAUGGACUCGUGCUGGUCAGUGCUGCUCUGUACGCAGUGUCAAACGUUUGUCAGGAAUACACAGUGAAAAACCUGAGCAGGGUAGAGUUCUUGGGCAUGAUGGGGCUCUUUGGGACACUCGUCAGUGGUGUGCAGAUGGCUAUAUUUGAAUCCAAAGCUGUGCCUGUCAUCAACUGGAACUUGAAAAUAUGCCUGCUCUUUGUUGCAUAUACUCUGUGCAUGUACGGGCUGUACAGUUUCAUGCCUGUAGUGGUAAAGAUGACCAGUGCCACGGCUGUGAACCUCUCACUGCUAACUGCUGACCUCUUCAGUCUCUUCUGUGGCAUGUUUCUUUUUCGCUACAAUUUCUCAGGCCUGUACAUCGCGUCUUUUGUGGUGAUCACGCUUGGUUUCAUCAUGUUCAACAUCGUACCGACCUACACAGCAGAUCAGUCUUAUUCCACUAAUGACAGAGCGUAUCAUCUUGCUUCAUCUGCAGAUGUCCAACAAGAUGGAGACAUUGUAGUAGACUGGCUGCAAAAGGAAGGACAGGAGAAUCAGGACAGGACAGGAUCAAGUCACAAAGCAUAUUGCAAUGGAUUCUGUUCCCAGAUAUAAAGCUCUACAAUGUAGAGUACAGUAUUGAAUUUUAUAGAUUUGCUUUAGAAGGGUUCAUAUUUUUGCCAGUGUCAAGUCAGUAUUUAAUCCAUUAUUUAAGGAUUUUAAAUCCACUUCACUGUGCCUUGACUAUAUUUUUAUGUACACCAAUUUGCAUAUAAAUGUUAUUUAAAUCUGCUGAGACUUAAGUUGACACAUUACAAAAAUAGAAAGUUGUCAUCAUGCACUAUAAUGAUCUGUGCAGUACUACCUUAAGAGGUGCUAACAUCUCAAUUCCAUAUGAGAUGCUGCUCCCAGUAUGAUUACUGAUAUUAACAUUCUUUAUGUUUGUCACAUUCUGUUUGUCUCACUUGUUAUUUUUAUUUGAGUUACAAAAUGACUACAAAACUGUACAUUUGUUGGUACAUUUAUUAGUAUUGAAUGUUUUUUUUUUGUUUCCACAUUUGAAAAUGAUUAUUUUUGACCAGUAAAGUGUUUCUUUCAUUCAUAGUUAAGCUGUAAUAGUGGUGUUUGUCAAAUAUGCUAAGUUGAUUUUACAUUAAAACAUUUGUUGGCUUAUAGAACAUAUUUUAAAGACUCACAUAUCUCCCCACCCCCAUCCCCCAAGGGGGAUGAUUCUAUUCUAUACCCACUGUAUAUUAAAAUAAUAGCAAGUCAUCCUGGAACCCCCUUGAAAGUUUACCGAGGCCCUCUGCUUGAGGACCACACUAGAUUUUCUUUAUGGACCCCAGUGUACCAAACCCUGGUUCUAGAGGAGCAAA